CAGAAGUGGGAGUAAAACCGGACCUUUAAACUCUGAUAGACCUCAGCUUGAGUUGAUGAGGGCUCAGAUGGUUAGAUGUUUGCAGAGGGACAACUUUCCUUCUGCUAAACCUGGAAGGGCCAUCGUUUGGGGCUAAAACCUUAAAAGCAUGAACAAGUCAACUGGGGCAGAUGAAGAUUUUAACUAGAAGGAGCUGUGAAGGAUAUGAAGUUUUAACAAGGACAAGAUGAAGCUGUGUGACAAAAGGUCUGUGUUGCUGGCCAACACAGAAAACAUUGAGAUGAGGCUUUUCUCUUCAGAAGAAGAAUCUGUGAUCAUAACGACGCAGGAGAGAAAGGAGGAAAACACCUUUGAACAGAGGUACAGGUACAGGUACCUGGAGCACCCUCUGGCCCCUGACCCCGAGGUGGAUGAAGAUCCACUAGUUGAGAUAAAACCACGGCAACAGGCAGAACCCAAAACUAAACCCUCUGUCUGCGAGGAGACCCUUUAUUGCUCCCACAUCGUUGACAUAACGGAUGAAACAGACAUCGAGAUGGAGUCUUUUCCACCUAUCAGACUUUCCGACAUUGAGCUGGUGGAGAUAAAACCAAGCGAUCAUGCUACUUCCUCCCAGUCUUCCCCAAACAAAGCUCAUCAUAUUAAAUGGAAGAAAUUGAUUCCACAAAAGAUCAGACAUGUGGUUAAAGAUGUGAUCUGUCUGCCAAGAGAACACUAUAUCGCACAGCUGGGUAGACAAAUGACUCCACAGCUAACUGCUCUGGCAGACGUGGGACUGACGGCUCGCAUCACGGUUGACUCCAGCUGGUCAGCUAAUCAAAUGGAGAAUCGCUUGGUCUUGCUUUUCCAAUCGCAGUUUCUAAAGAAAUCAGGACAAAGGAUUUCCUUCACAUAUCUACAGAGUGUGCGGAGCUCCAAGGUGCUGUUUGUCCCUGAGACCCCUGCAGAAGGCUGGACUGGAGAGCAAGUACUCAGAAUCAGUGAAAAUGGAGCUCUGUAUAUAUUUAGUCACCACAACUAUGAACAGGACCAGUCUGAAGGUUCACCACAUAAAACAGCUGUGUUUAACAGGAGGGAUUUAGGGCCCAGCAAGGAGAGUCAAUGUCCACUGGUAGGACAGAACCAGCCUUAUGUUUGCAGGGCUCCAGAAAGGCUCACACUCAACCUGGACACCAUUCUGAAAUUGUUCAGAUUGAAAAUCACAAGUGAAGAUGCACAAACUCACAUCAAGGUGAGCAGAGAUGAUGUCCUUUCCAGUGCUCUGAAGGAGGUGAGGAAACCAGGAUUCUGCUUCAGGUCCAAACCUGUUAUUGCCUUCAGUGAAGAGAAGAUGGAAAGCCAUGAGGAAGCUUUCAGAGAGUUCUUCAGGUUGACCCUCCUGGAGCUGCAGCAGAGUUGUGUUUUUGAGGGCCGUCAGGAACGUUUGUUUUUGACCUAUGACCUCACAGCUCUAGAUGACAGGAUGUAUUAUGAAGCAGGCGUUCUCAUUGGCUGGUCACUGGCUCAUGGAGGACCUGGACCAUGCUGUCUACACCCUGCACUCUUUGAGCUGAUGUGUUGCCAAAGUCCAUCUUUGGAGGAUUUUAACUGGAGGGACAUUGUUGAUGCUGAAGCACAACUCCGUCUGCAAGAGCUGCAUAAUUGUACUGAAGAGAAGCAGCUCUCGUCCAGUCUGUGUGACUGGGUGUCAUGCUGUGGAAUCCAUGGAAUCCAUUUGGCCUGUUCUAAUGAAAUACCAGCCAUUUAUGCCCGCUUGGUAAAACACUACAUCUACCACAGGGUGGCCAGUAUGAUCUCCCAGUUUAUUGAGGGGUUAAACAGCUGUGGGGGAUUGUGGGAUAUGGUAAAAUCACACUGGGAGCUGUUUCUGCCGGUAAUGACGAGAAAAGAGCAGCGAGCUUUGAGCUUGGAGGACUUCAAACAGCUCUUCGUUUUUUGCUUCAGUAAUUCAGACUCUGAGUUAAGGGCAGCUGAGGAAGCCACAGCAGCUCACUGGGAAAAAGUCCUCACCAUGGUCAGUGAUGGUGAGGCAUAUUUUUCCUUUGAAGACCUCCUCCUCUUCAUCUCAGGAGCUGACCACUUGCCUCCGCUUGGUUUUACUAAACUGAUCUCCCUGCGUUUUUACUCACAGGAUACAAGCUCAUCAGACAUGAUUCUCCCCUACGCUUUUGAGGACUCUCUGGAGCUAUUCCUGCCGAGAGGAGUUCCAGAAGCCUUGGACCUGCUGGUGGUGUUGAAUAGAGCCUUGCACAGAGCUCUGGACUUAAGACUCCAGUCAGAUGGAGAUAAAAUCUCUCAAGAAAUUGUGACAUGAUUAUAAAAAGACCCAAAAAGAUAUUUUAGGGCUGAAGAUUGUAAGUUAAAUAAUUUAAUGUGUUGUUUUAACAGCUGUUCCCAUACUGUAAUUUAUGUGAUAAUUUCUUUUCAAAAGCUUUAGAAUGUUUGUUUAAAUAUGAGAUAUGUAUUUUAUUGACAAGGUGGCAUAAUGUUUGUGUUUUGUCUGCUUUGGAUUUUCUGGCGUUUUAACAAACCAUAGAUGAGAAUUCAAGUCAUGCAUCUACAAAAUAAACAUACAUUCACAUUUUGUUCAUUUAUAUAAGCAAUCUGAUGACUUACCCCAAAAACAAAUUUCAGUUAGGCUUUUAAAGAUGGUCGGUUAUAUGGAACAUUUUUAUCCUUUUUAUGUUUGUUUGCAGUUCAAAGCUUAUGCUAAAUAAAGUUUUAAAAAUGUGUAUUAAAGUAAAAUGAAGCUAAA
Molecule: messenger RNA, 2755 nt
Organism: Girardinichthys multiradiatus
Lineage: Eukaryota; Metazoa; Chordata; Actinopteri; Cyprinodontiformes; Goodeidae
Exons: 15
Coding region: 227-2314 (695 amino acids)
Cellular component (GO): nucleus
Molecular function (GO): ubiquitin-protein transferase activity
Source: RefSeq, a predicted model, not a curated record